This is a messenger RNA of Bacillus rossius redtenbacheri, 1316 nucleotides long. RefSeq names its product cuticle protein 1-like. Gene Ontology annotation, molecular function: structural constituent of cuticle. The transcript has 2 exons. NCBI's taxonomy places the organism in Eukaryota, Metazoa, Arthropoda, Insecta, Phasmatodea, Bacillidae. The coding region runs from base 126 to 581 and encodes 151 amino acids. The record is from RefSeq and is a predicted model, not a curated record.
ACAAGGACGUAUUUGCCGGGAUCGCGUAUAUAAGGCCCGCCGUCACGACAGUCCGGCAAGCACUCACAUUGGAGUCAAUCUUCUGUCAGCUUCUUCCGCAGACCACCUCCAAACACCUCUCCACCAUGUACAAGAGUCUGGUCGUCAUUGCCGCCGCGGUGUGCGCCGUCGCCGCACAGGCCGACAGGUACCCAGCUGGCGUCAACCCCGCCCUCUGCCCCAACUUCCCCAUCUGCGACAACACGCUGCUUGCCUCCCAGGGAGCUGGCGGCCCCGCCCCCUACAACUCCUACAACAACGGAGCUUACAACCCCUCCGCCUACGACAACGGAGCUUACAACCCCUCCGCCUACGACAACGGAGCUUACAACAGCGGAGCUUACAACAGCGGAGCUUACAACGCCGCCCCCGCACCCGCCGCCGGCUACCCUGCGGGCGUGAACCCCGCCUCCUGCCCCAACUACCCGUACUGUGGCGCCGCUGGCCCCGCAGCCGUAGCGCCCCUGCCCGGCUACACCAGCCGCCAGUACCCCGCUGGAGUGAACUCCGGCUCCUGCCCCAACUACCCCUACUGCUACUAGGUUCCGCCCUUUCCCUACUUUCUGACCAUUCCCACCUCGACCCCCUCCACCAUCUAGUCCCGCCCACCCACCCUUUCUAACGCCUGACCCCACCCACUUCGACACUUCCAGCUUCUUCUUCCAUCUUCGCCAGCGUUCUAGAAAAUACGAGACAGCCUAAAUAGGCCUUGAUGCGCCAGGACAGAUAAAAACCUACAUCAGCUACGACUCCAGGACGUCUCGAACAAAAAAAAAGUCACUGUGAUCUCUGUCAUCUUUAACUUUCAUUUCCUCUGUGUCUGCCUUCGAACUAUGUCUUGCCCUGUUAGAACUCUAUCCUCUUCCUAGAUAAAUACUUGUUUUCCUUUCCUCAGAAGAUGGCUCGUGUCCGCUGUACAGCUUGCACGCCAGUGCACUGGGUACACCGGAAGACGAUAUCAAUGUGAGUGCUGUUUCACAUCGUGUCUUCAAAUUUUCCUUCUAGCUCUGUGUUCCUUUUGUCAUCGUUUUGUUUCCUUUCCUUGUUACGGAAAACAUGUGAGAUAGUAAUGUAUUUUUUGUGAAAAAAAAUUCCAAAAAUAUGUGUGAUUGUUUGAAAAUGAAAAAAAUUAAAACACGUGUGAAUAAAAUAAUGAUAUUUUUUAUUUAUUUUUAUAUUAUAUCCAAAAAUAUAGAUUGUAUGGCAUUAUAAAAAUAAUUCAGUACAAUAACGUCAAGUUGAUGAUAAAAAGUUAGGCCUAGUUAGUACAUUAAAAA